Messenger RNA from Perkinsus marinus ATCC 50983, 506 nucleotides. RefSeq lists its product as hypothetical. Gene Ontology annotation, molecular function: inward rectifier potassium channel activity. The annotation marks the transcript as partial. NCBI's taxonomy places the organism in Eukaryota, Perkinsozoa, Perkinsida, Perkinsidae. Gene Ontology annotation, cellular component: plasma membrane. Gene Ontology annotation, biological process: regulation of monoatomic ion transmembrane transport; potassium ion import across plasma membrane. The transcript has 5 exons. The record is from RefSeq and is a predicted model, not a curated record.
AUGAGAGUCUUCACGCGCGGUGGUCGCAGGAGUAUCAUAUCGUCUCGCGGUGAGGUCAACGUCCACAGGCUGAUCCCUCGUGGCACCAAGCUGUAUCUCAACUGGUUCUACGAUGCAUUUGCUUCCAUCAUCAGACUGCCGUAUAAGAAACUCUUCCUCUAUAUAACAAUCACAUACGUUCUAACUGUAGGUGUUGACGCAGUUGGCCUGCAGCUCAUCGAUCCGCACUACGUCUGUGCGAGUAGUGUCAACAGCUUCUCAGACUAUUAUUUCUUCGUUGUACAGACCUUAUUCACCAUUGGUUACGGUGGUAAGGAGCCUCUGUGUUUCGACACCAACGUUGGUGUUACUAUCAUAUCUAUCUUGGGUAUGAUAAUGCACACUGCUCUUACUGGCAUUGUCUUUACCAAAUUCACGCUAGACAACUCACGCAACGUCGCGUGUGCCUUCUCAUCGCGCCUUCUUGCCAUACCUCCGUCGAGCGGUGAUUCGGCCGACUCUAGAGA